This is a messenger RNA of Glycine soja, 2979 nucleotides long. Its product is annotated as regulatory protein NPR3-like. Gene Ontology annotation, cellular component: nucleus. The transcript is spliced from 4 exons. The record is from RefSeq and is a predicted model, not a curated record. Gene Ontology annotation, biological process: regulation of jasmonic acid mediated signaling pathway; regulation of salicylic acid mediated signaling pathway; systemic acquired resistance, salicylic acid mediated signaling pathway. Gene Ontology annotation, molecular function: protein binding. Bases 775 to 2547 code for a protein of 590 amino acids. Lineage: Eukaryota; Viridiplantae; Streptophyta; Magnoliopsida; Fabales; Fabaceae.
AGAAUAAUAAAAAGACAGAACAAUCAACGUGUAGUUCGCGUUUUCUUUCCCUUUCAGGAACACAGGUAGUCUCGGUUACCGAGCAUCAUCUCUCUCUGUUUUUAUCCCUAUUAUCUUCUCUUCCCAUUUUUUGGUCAACCUUUGGUCGUUGGUUUUUUUCUCUCUUUCCAUUCCAUGUCUUCCUUUCUCUGGUUCAAAUGACUUAGAGACCCUUAAGCACUCUAGAAUAUAGGGCAAACUAGCCAUCUUCUUCAGUUUUCUGUUUCUUUCUCUCUUUUUUUUGCAGCGUUUUGAAGCCUCUUCCAAGUGUCUCUUACUCAAGAUUUCCCUCUGGUUCAUUCUCUCAAGCUGCUGUUGAGUUCAUCUUCCCUCUUAACUCAAAGGGUAACAUAACACCCUGUAUGUAAUAUUUAUUCUUCUUUUGCUCUUCACGUCUUUCCCAUGUUAGUUAAGUGCUAAAAGUUCAAACUUUUUUGUUCUCAUGCCUCAGUUUAUUUGAUGGGCCAUCCCCAGAUGAAAAAUCAUCUCAGUUUUUGCUUCUGGGAAUCUGAGUUUUGUUGCUUGACUUGCAAGUGACUUUGGUCUUGUGGUUGGGGAAACAGUGACCUUUCUCAAUUUUGCUUAUUUAAUUUGGGCUUAGUUUGUUUAGUAAUCGAUUAUGUCAGCUAGCUUUUCAAUUGAGAUGGGUACUUAAAGGGGUUUAAUUUCUUCUUUUGCUUCUAAAUUAAGUCAAACAGUCGUUUGACUCAAUUGGAAUCUUGUAUAUUUGGGGUCAUGGAUAACUCAAAUGAUUCAUCAUCAUCCUUGAGUUUUGUAUCAUCUCGCCUUUCACAUGGUUCUAGUAAUCACAACGUGUCUUCCUCCACCAGCAAUGAGCAUGGGGCAAAUAUUGAAAUUUUGAGUCUGAAUAAGCUCAGUGGAAGCCUUGAGAAGCUAUUGAUUGAGACUGAGUAUGAUUAUAGUGAUGCUGAGAUUCUUGUUGAAGACAUCCCUGUGGGUAUUCAUCGCUGUAUAUUGGCGUCGCGUAGUCUGUUUUUCCAUGAGCUUUUUAAGAAAGGGACUGAUGGAUCAGGCAAGGAAGGAAAGCCAAGGUAUCUCAUGUCAGAUUUGGUGCCUUAUGGCACAGUUGGAUAUGAAGCUUUCCAAGUGUUCUUGUACUAUUUGUAUACUGGAAGGUUAAAGGCUUCACCAACAGAAGUGACAACAUGUGUCGAUGAAACAUGUACCCAUGAUGCAUGCCGCCCUGCUAUCAAUUAUGCCUUAGAGCUGAUGUAUGCUUCUGCCACUUUUCAGAUGAAAGAGCUGGUUUUACUUUUUCAGCGGCAUCUCCUAAAUUUUGUUGAGAAGGCUCUUGUGGAAGAUGUCAUUCCUAUUCUUAUGGCUGCUUUCAACUGCCAACUAGACCAGCUUCUCUCUCAGUGCAUUCGUAGAGUAGCAAGGUCUGACUUUGACAACACAUCUUUGGAAAAAGAGCUCCCUCGUGAAGUUGUGACUGAAAUCAAAUUGCUCCGACUCCCAUUUCAGCCAGAAUCCACACCUAAUGCAAUGGAAGUGGAGUCCUUGAAUGAAAAGAGUAUAAGGAGAAUCCACAAGGCAUUGGACUCUGAUGAUGUUGAGCUACUGAAGCUUCUUCUAAAUGAGUCUAGUGUCACUCUAGAUGAUGCACAUGCCCUGCACUAUGCUUGUGCCUAUAGCGAUUCUAAGGUUAUUCAAGAAGUUCUUAGUCUAGGCAUGGCUGAUAUUCUUCGUAGAAAUUCCCGAGGAUACACAGUUCUUCAUGUGGCUGCAAGGCGAAAGGAUCCAUCCAUUUUGGUAGCACUACUGAAUAAAGGGGCGUGUGCAUCAGAUACCACUCCAGAUGGACAAACUGCUCUUGCAAUUUGUCAGAGGUUGACGAGAUACAAGGAUUAUCAAGAGCAAACAGUCCAGUGUAAGGAAUCUAACAAGGACAGGCUCUGUGUUGAUGUCCUGGAGAGGGAGAUGAGAAGAAAUUCUAUGACUGUGAAUAUGUCUGUUUCAUCACAGCUAACAGCCAAUGAUUUGCACAUGAGACUGGAUUACCUUGAAGAUAGAGUUGCAUUUGCUCGGCUGUUUUUUCCUGCUGAGGCUAGGGUAGCCAUUGAGAAUGCUGAAGCAGAUUCAUCGUCGAUGUACGCAAACUCAUCGGCUUUGAAGGGCACAAAUGGCAACCUGAAACAAGUAGAUCUAAAUGAAUCUCCCUCUGCUCAUACCAGAAAACUUCAGUUAAGAUUACAUGCCCUUAUGAAAACAGUUGAGAAUGGUAGGCGCUUCUUUCCCCAUUGCUCUGAAGUGCUUGAUAAGUUUCUGGAAGAUGACGAUAUGCCAGAUGUUUUCUUCCUAGAGAAGGGCAGUGAAGACGAGCAGAGAAUCAAGAAAGCACGCUUCAUGGAACUUAAAGAUGAUGUGCAGAAGGCAUUUCACAAGGAUAUGGCUGAAAAUAACCAUUCUGGUUUUUCAUCUACGGUGUCUUCCUCAUCUUCCUCAACUCGUAGGGAAGGUCUUAACCAUAGAGUGAGGAGAAAAUGAAGCCCAUGUUCUUCUAGAGUAGAGUGUUGCAACUUGCAAGUAGAAGCAGUGACAUAUUUGGCAAAUAAGAUGUUCUGUUAAAUUAGGGGUUUUUGCUGAUGAACAUGGGAGAUUUUUACUAGCUUGAUUUAGUUUCUUAUAGUUGUUGGACCAAGAGAAGAGAAGAAGGAAAAAAAGGAAGACGAAUUGGCUUAGUAAUAUCUUUGUUCCUUUUCCAAGACCCAAAAGUGUGUAUUUUUUACUUUGUUAUAUGAUCCUAGAUUGUUAUAUAACUGAAAAUCUCACCUCCUGUAAUAAUUACUUUAAAGAUGACAUGCAAGACUAUUUAAAAGUCAUUUCCAAUUGAUUAUCCUUGCAAAAUUGUAUGUCCGUUGUACACCAAAAUAAUUGUAUAUAUUGAAAACAUAUAAAUACUAAACUCUUGUUUCAGUU